This is a messenger RNA of Boleophthalmus pectinirostris (great blue-spotted mudskipper), 5063 nucleotides long. RefSeq names its product Fli-1 proto-oncogene, ETS transcription factor-related sequence (gene fli1rs). Lineage: Eukaryota; Metazoa; Chordata; Actinopteri; Gobiiformes; Gobiidae. Gene Ontology annotation, biological process: regulation of transcription by RNA polymerase II; cell differentiation. Gene Ontology annotation, cellular component: nucleus. The transcript has 10 exons. Gene Ontology annotation, molecular function: DNA-binding transcription factor activity, RNA polymerase II-specific; sequence-specific DNA binding. The record is from RefSeq and is a predicted model, not a curated record. The coding region runs from base 425 to 2002 and encodes 525 amino acids.
ACAAAAUUUCCCCUUCCUUCCCGUUCGUGGUGUAUGUGGCUCUAUAAUAACACAACUAACCGCUUCAUCUUUACACUCGCUUUUUUACUUCUUUAAGGCGCGUUUCGGGACGUGCUGCAGCAGCGGCCUUUUCUCUUUUCACUUCAAACUCUCUCGUUUUUACCCCGCGGGGCCUUGAACUCGCCACGGCCUGAGCAAACAUCACAAACAUCACGUAUCGCAGCGCUGUUUCUUCUCCGUGUUUUGGAUUGUAAAAUGAGCCGUUCUGAAGGAUGCUCUUGAAUGCACCUGUCCGUAAACGCACCCCGGGAGCGCGCCACGAGCCACGGACUGACAGCGUGAUCCACUGCAGGAAGCCCUGUCCGUGGUGAGCCAGGACCAGGCCUUAUUUGACCCGGCGUUCGGAGCGUCGUCGCUGCUGCAGAUGAAGGCCGAGCUGACCCAGAGCCCGCCGCCUGCAGAGCCCGAGUGGACCACAGGGGGCGCCGCCAGCUCCACCAAAAGGAACGAACACGUCAACGGCACCAGCCGUGAGUCUCCGGUGGACUGCAGCGUCACCAAACGUUCCAGACACAUCAGCAGCGAUGGCUCCAUGUCCUACCAGCCCUACAGCCCCCAGAGCUCCAACGCCACACCCACCAGCAGGUCUCCUCCUGGGGGUAGAUCUACGAUAACGUACCCCAGCUCUGGUUCUCCUCUUGGGGGUAGAUCCACGAUGUCGUACCCCACCUCGGGCUCUCCUCCCGGGGGUAGAUCCACGAUGUCGUACCCCACCUCGGGCUCUCCUCCCGGGGGUAGAUCUACGAUAAAUUACCCCAGCUCUGGUUCUCCUCCUGGGGGUAGAUCCACAAUAUCUUACCCCACCUCUGGCUCUCCUCCCGGGGGCAGAUCCACGAUGGCGUACCCCGGCUCCGGUUCUCCUUCUGGGGGUAGAGCCAUGCAGUACCAGCCCUACAGCCCCCAGAACACACAGAGCACAGCGACUCCAACCCCCAACACAAGUUCUCCUCCAGGGGGCAGCACUGAGGAGAAGAGGGUCAUCGUACCUGCAGACCCGGAGGUGUGGAGUCAGGAGCACGUGCGGCAGUGGCUGGACUGGGCCAUAAAGGAGUACGUCCUGGAGGAGGUGGACGUGGUUCUGUUCCAGGGUUUGGACGGAAAGUCUCUGUGUAAAAUGAGCAAAGAAGACAUGAUGAACCUGACCUCGCCUUACAACGCUGAUAUCCUGCUGUCACACCUCAGCUACCUCCAACAGAGCAGUCCCACGUUCUCGUACCCCUCGACUCCAGCGAGUACCACGCCCCAGCCACGACUGCAGGUCAAAGCAGAAAGUGGAUUUGAUGAGGUCAGUCGCAGAAACAGCUGGUCCAGCACCAUGGCCCCAGUGCCCAAAGAACACAGCCGAGUGACAGAACCAGCUCCCAGAAUCAUCCAAGAUCCAUACCAGACGUUAGGGCCCCUCAGCAGCAGACUGGCCAAUCCAGGCUCGGGUCAGAUCCAGCUGUGGCAGUUCCUGUUGGAGCUCCUGUCUGACAGCAGUAACUCGGGGAUCAUCACGUGGGAGGGCACAAACGGAGAGUUUAAGAUGACGGACCCGGACGAGGUGGCCAAGCGCUGGGGCGAGAGGAAGAGCAAACCCAACAUGAACUACGACAAACUGAGCCGCGCGCUGCGAUACUACUACGACAAGAACAUCAUGACCAAAGUGCACGGCAAGAGAUACGCUUACAAGUUUGACUUCCAGGGCAUCUCCACGGCGCACCAGAGCCAUGCAGCAGAGGGAGGCUUGAAGUACCAGAGCGAAAUGUCCUACGUGCCACAGUUCCACAGCCACCAGCCGAAGGGGCCGUACGUGUCCGCCCACCCCACCUCCGUGCCCGUGUCCCCGGGCGGCUUCUUCAGCCCGGCCUCCCCGUACUGGAGCUCCAACGCCGCGCUGUACCAAGGGACGCCCAUGCCACGGCACCCGGGCACCCACGCCCACCUCAGCUCCUACUACUGAGGAGAGGGACUGCUCAGGAGCCCAGCCUGCACAAACAACAGUUUCAAUGAGUUCAAGUGCAGACCACAGCUUUUCACCUUUCAUUUACUUCAACUUACCAUCUGUACGUUUUAGGGCUGGAGCCCACUUAAAGCUGCAUUGUGUAACUCUUCUGUUUCUAUGGAGAUGUCAUUGCUCUGCCUGGAAUGUUCCACAUUGUGACAUUAAACAGACAUACUUUACAUUUAUUCAGUUACAGGUGGUUGUAGAGUUCAAAAAUACCUAGAAAAAUAGACAAUGUGACUGUGAGUGGGGUCGCCUCUCCACAGAUCUGAUCUGUAACUUGGUCUGCUUUGGUGUCCAUGAAGAUAGAAAGGUUUAAUGCCAUACAGUCGUCCCUCACUAGAACAUGGUUCACCUUUCACGGCCUCGAUGUUUCACAGAUUUUUUUUAAGUGCAAUUUUGCUUUUUUUUUAAAAAUUCGUAUAAAUGUGGAUUAUGUCCCUCCCCCUGCGUCCUGAUUGGCUAAGGGACUGUAGACCAUUGUCAAUCAAUCUCCUCUGUGCCGUGUCUCCUGUUCAGUACAGAAUGUGUUCAGUUUGACAAAUGGACAUAAAUGUUGGAUCUGUAUCAGUGGGAUUUUGAAGUGCUGGAUGUUUGCGAGUUUCUCCUCGACAAAAAACACAAUGUCGACGAAACGUUCUGCACCGACAAAGACUCCUGCGCUUGACCCCAAAAGGCAGAGGAAGAUGUAACCAUCGCACAAAGAGUUUAAAUUCUGGACACGCUGAAGGAAGGUAGAAAUUACGACCUGUAGCAGAGUCCUGCACCGGGUCGGGUCCCAGCAAAUAGUUGUUGAAACGAACAGGUUUUAAAGAUCUGGAAUUUUAUGAGCUGAAAGUGAUUACACACAGGCGGGUCAGGACUAAACCAGGACUAAACCAGAUCUAAAGCAGGCCUAGUCUUGGACUUAAUAGAGAGAACCUUGAGCUUGUGGAGCAGGGUGUUUGCAAAGCGCGAUUGGGGGACGGCUGCGAUUACCUCCAUGGGACUCCGGCCAGUCCUUUCUCCUGCAGUCACCUGACAGUCUACACGGACGCACCUCCGAGCCUGACGCGAGAGUUAGUCCUGGUUUAGUCCUGGUUCAGUAUGUCCUGGUUUAAUCCUGCUUUAAUCCUGGUUUAGUCCUGGUUAGUCCUGGUUCAGUUCGUGGUGUGUGCGGUGCAAAAUUCCAUCAUCUUGAUCAAUGUUUCUUCAGUCUUCAGUCGAGUUACGUCUGUAUUCGUGCUGAAAAAAUCGUAACCGUUUCAUUUUGUUUUGUGAUUGUAAUUCUUGAAGUCGUAACUUUUCAGUUUAUAUUCUGAUGGAUGCUUCAGUGUGCAGAAUGUUUUAAUUUGUGUGUGAUUUAUCACGGGCGUGGAUGGGUAACGGGUGGGUGCAGGUUCAACUUUGAUAUAAUCGUGGGUUAAUGGGUUAUUUUUAGAACAUAACCCCCGCGAUAAACGUGGGACCACUGCACUGUCAAACAUUCAAGACAAACUAAUAACAUUUCUAUGCAGAAAAUAAUUUGACGGACUCUCCACCAGAAAAGUUACACAAUGCACCUUUAAGACAUUCUUCCUGGACUAAAGACAUGUCCUGCCCAUGAAUUGGUCGACUAAAAAAGGGGGCGUGGCCAAAGCUCAUGCAAAAACAAAACUCUGUAUUUCUAUAAAGACAGAUGACAUUUGUGAAUCAGGAGUUGAAUCUGACUUUUUAGUGAUAAAGAAACACCAAGAAAUACCAAAUGUCACUCACUAACAUCUCAUUUGUGCUACUGUCCCAUAGAAAUCCUCAUAAUCUCCAGAAAACCAGGAGUCGACCAACACAAACUGGUCAACAACCAGACCCCGAGAUGACAGAUGUGAAACCUGUUCACCCCUUAACUCACCUGACCCCUCCCCCCUCACCUGACCCCUCCCCCCUCACCUGGCCUCGUGCUCUCCGGUCUUGGUCAGGUCAAGUCUUGCUCACUGUGGGACAGCAGUAACAAAGACAGCAUCUAGUGGUGAUAUGUGAGAAUGCAGCUGGGCUUGGUGGGACUAGUCGAAUUACAGAUGGAGCUUUAAUCCUUUAUCUGGUGGGAGAAGAACUGCUGUGGGAAGUGUUUAUCACAGUUUCACACCAUUUAGAUCUUCAGCCCUGUUCACAUGGGAUAAGUACAACCUGGGGACGUGUGGUCAUUUGUAAAUUACCGCCCCACGUCUGUGUUACUUGUAGCACAUUCACACGGGAAAAGCAAAGUCCGUAAAUUCCUCUGUUUUACUGAUAUUACGACCGGACCAAAACGUACCACACAUCAGCUAUAAAAAUAGGAAGGGCAGUUAGUUUAAAGGUGACUGGACCCGUACUAGACCAGGACUGAACCAGGACUAAACCAGGUCUAAACCAGGACUAAUCUAGGUCUAAACCAGGUCUAAACCAGGACUGGGCUGAGACUAAUCCAGGACUGGUAUAGAACUGAAGUGAGACUAAAGCAGGACUUAACCAGGACUAAACCAGUGUCGGUCUACGGGGUGGAGUUGCGUGGAUCGCUCCCCUCCCUCGGUUCUCAGUAGUGAUCUCGUGGGCAUUAGAUCGCCCCCAUGGAUCUAUUAGCGCUCGCUGCUACACAUGUCAUCCAGGCCGUCAUCCUGAGAGAACUGGCUCUCUUCUUGGACCUCUUCCCGUUUCUGCAGAUCGGUUUACAAAUAGUGCGUCUUCAGUGUUGGGAAGGUGACUUUUAAAAUGUAUUCCCCUACAGAUUACAGAUUACACACACCAAAAUGUAGUUUGUAACAUAAUCCAUUAAAUUACUUAAAGUGAGUAAUGUAAUCUGAAUACUUUGGAUUACUUGAUUUGCUGUAGAGAAGCAAAGACGAGGAAAUCGUAACAUAAGAAGUUUGUCUGAUAAAAGAAAAUGAAAAGUCCAAACUUUACCGAACCAUAUUUAAAAAAAAUAUUGAUAGAAAAGGAGGAGACACGUCCACGCAGCAUGGUCCUGUUAAAUCCCGUUUAAGACCUGGUUUAGUCCUGGUUUAGACCUGGUUUAGACCUGGUUUAG